Messenger RNA from Diorhabda sublineata, 5563 nucleotides. It is a transcript of the gene Vps24, whose product is annotated as charged multivesicular body protein 3. NCBI's taxonomy places the organism in Eukaryota, Metazoa, Arthropoda, Insecta, Coleoptera, Chrysomelidae. Bases 198 to 857 code for a protein of 219 amino acids. Gene Ontology annotation, cellular component: multivesicular body; ESCRT III complex. The transcript is spliced from 4 exons. Gene Ontology annotation, biological process: protein transport; endosome transport via multivesicular body sorting pathway; late endosome to vacuole transport. The record is from RefSeq and is a predicted model, not a curated record.
UUAAAGAUUUAAGUAGCGAGCAUUCUAAAUAAAACUUAAAGUACUCUACCGGUGUACUUUGAGUGUGACUAAAAAACGACGAGGCAGAACAUGACAUUUAUAUUGACAAGAGAAGUUAUAUGUCAAAAAUAAAAAUAUUUGGAGAUUGGAGAACAUCUAUUAUUUAUUUUAUUUAAGAUUAAAAAAAUUGAUUAAUUAUGGGAUUAUUCGGCAAAACACCGGAAAGAAAUCCAAAAGAUAUGGUUACAGAAUGGAAUCAUAAAUUGAGGAAAGAAGGUUAUCAAUUAGAAAGACAGAUUAGAUCUAUUCAGCGUGAAGAAGAAAAAGUUAAAAGAUCUUUAAAAGAAGCUGCAAAAAAAAAUGAUAAGGACACUUGUUUAAUUUUAGCAAAAGAAAUUGUACAUUCAAGAAAAGCUGUUAACAAAAUUUACACAUCCAAAGCUCAUAUUAAUUCUGUUAUGUUACAAAUGAAGAAUCAAUUGGCAACUUUACGUGUAGCGGGUGCUUUACAAAAAUCUACUGAAGUAAUGCAAGCUAUGCAACGUCUCAUUAGAGUACCUGAAGUUGCUCAAACUAUGCAAGAUAUGUCAAAAGAAAUGAUGAAAGCUGGAAUAAUCGAAGAAAUGUUAGAUGAAACAAUGGAAGAUCUUGAUGAUACAGAAGAAAUGGAAGAAGCAGCACAAAGUGAAAUUGAUAAAGUAUUAUUUGAAAUAACAGAAGGGAAAAUUGGAGAAGCUCCUCUGCCUCCCACAGAACCAGCAGAAAAAGCUACACCUUCUCCAUCAAGAGAACCUGAACAGGAGGAUGAAGAAGAAAUUGAAGAAAUGCAAAGUAGGCUAGCUGCUCUGAAGUCUUAAGUUUAAUUGAAUAUAUACAGCUUAUAAUCACAUUUUAAGAUUUGAUAUAUUUGGAAAUCUUUUUUUUUUUUUAAUUAGAAGGAACUAAUUUGCAAGAUUAUAUUUAAGUUAUAAGUAAAAUGACUUGGUCAAUUACUACAGAAAAUCAAAACAAUUUCUUCUAAGCUAUCAAAUAAUUUAAUUUGGUUAUAAUAUUGUUAUAUCUAAUGUUGAACAUAAGUGUGAUUCUUUCAGAGGCUUAAGUAAGUAGAUUAAAUUGUAGUUAUUUUAAAAAUUAUAAUAAUUAAUUCGACAGUAUUCAAUGCAAUGAAAUCAUUUUCAUCCUAUUUUAUCAGUUAGUUAUACAUUAUUUACAAACAUUAAUUAUUGGCAUCAAAAACUACUUAAGAGUUAAAUUGUAAGAAAUAGUUGUACUUGAAUUGAUAUUUUACAAAAUGAAGAAGUUUCAUUUCCUAACACAGCUAUACUUUUUUACAUAUUAUAGAAGUUUAAUGAAAUUGUUUAUUGUUAAUUAUGGUUAUCAUUGUGAAUACUAAAAAUUUCACUAGAUUUGAUAUUUUGUAUAGAAAAUAUGCUAAAACAUAAACAUCUAGUCUUAAAAUUAUUUUUGCAUAUUAUAUCAUUUAAAUAUGAUUAAUCUUCUAAAUCAAACAAUUGGUAUUAUACGAGUUUCAAUGUACAAUUAUAAUUUUUCUCUAUUCGUUAUACUUUUUCAGGUAUCAGAUCUUAUACCUAUUUCUUAAUUUAUCUUGACUUUCUUCCUAACCCUUAAUUUGGCAACGAUCUAAUUUAUUCAUUAAAAAAUAAUUUUUGUUAAAAUUGUUCUUUAAGGUCUAAAUAAGCUAAUUUUAAAGUUUGAAAAAUUUGGGUUCAUUUUUGGAUGAGAUAUGCAAUAAGUAUUUUAUGUUUUAAGUAUUUAAACCUUUUAUUCAUACAUAAAUAUUACAAUUAAAGAUAAAACAAAAAAUGUUCUUAAGCUAAUUAAAAUUAAUAAUAAAAAAAUAUAUUGGUAAAAACCUAAAGCGUUAUAUAGAAAAUAAUCUUAAAAAUCAAAACAAACUAAAAAAAUAAAACAUCAAUUAUUUUUUACUAAUAUAUAGAAAUUUUGAAAUAUGAUAGAAUUCAGAACAAUUUUUAUUAUUUGUGAAACAAAGCCUAAUUCUACAUUUUCAGCAAUGGACAGUUGUCUGCCGUACUUGGCAGUUUCUACAUCUUCCUUUUGAAUCGAAAUAUGGCAUAUGCCCCACCUGAUCAUAUCUAAGCGUAUCUUGGAUUGAUGUGGUUGCUUGCCUUGAGUUAAGAGGUGUGGAGGAGCGAGAGCUAGGUCUGUCUUUUUUGGGACGACGGCACAAAAGAAGCUCUUCAGCUACUUGCACUCUAAAAUCUUUCAAAAGUAAUUUUCGAGGAAGAGUAACCAAGCAUUGUUUACUACUGUAUCCACCAUUUGUACAAAUAUAUUUGAAUACCAACGAUGGGAUACCGGUACCAGUUUGUCAGCAGUCGACCGUUCCAUCAUUGUCUCAUCCUUUGACACUUCUGGAGCUUGUGGUGCAUCCUCUGCAUCAGAAUAUAUACAUCUAAAAUUUUGCUCGCUGUCUGAAGUAAUACAUCUUCAUUCUCCGAUUUUCUUCCUCAUCUCCAGAGUCCGCCUUUGGCUUAGGAAGUGAUAAAAGAAUACAGCCAGCUCUUGAAAUAAAACUUUUGCUAUGAAAAAGAAACAAAAAUCAAAAUGUGGUUGAGAAGACAAAAAUGGUAACAAAUUCCUAAAUAAAAUGAAAACCAAAAUAAUAAAACUGAAUAAAUUUUGAAUUGAGGUAAAAUAAAUUUUAUUUUUUAAAUUAUACUCGAUUGUUUUUAAAUUUAUAUGAUUUUUAAAAAAAUAACACUUAAAUUUACUAUAGUUAUUGAAGUAAUGAGUUUUUUUUUAAUUCAUAAGUAAUACUCAAACACUCAACCGAAUUGGCAAGUAUCCUACAGGAUACAGAUAGUAAAACGUAAUUUUCUUGGUUAAUAUCAAUUGAAUUGAUUCAGUUUUUGUUGAAAACAGAUGUUUACAUGUCAGUAUAGGUGAAUCAUAAUUUUAAAAAGCUGAAUUCAGAUUAUAAAUGAUAGUAAACUGUAGACUGAAAAUUUACCCAACCGGAGGCCAUUUCUUUGGCUGAUUUCACUGUUCCAAUUUACAAAAUAAACAAACUUUCACGCCAAGUGUGUGUUGGAAACUGAUUCAAUUUACUGUACAAGACCUAAAGAGACGAUGCGGUAGAUAAUGGAACUAAAAUAAAGGCGCCAAAUUUAAACAAAAAAUCAGGGAAAGUCAUGUAUCUUGCAAGAUACACUGCCAAAUUAAUGGCUAAUUACUCUAAAAAUUUUCUCGUUAAUCUGUCUUCAUUCUUAUUUUCACCAAUUUAAGUAUUUUCAUGUAAAAUUCAAGAUUUUCAUAAACUAUAUUUUUGAGAGCUCGACAAUUUUACAAAAGCAAAUGUAUUCGCUUUUAUACUAAAUAGAUAUGUAAGAAAUUAAUAUAUCUGUUAGUAUUAUAUAAAAUUAUUCACGAAUUACCUUGAUAUCAUUUUACAAAACAGUUUAUAUAAUAACUCCUUUUACAUUUCAAAUAUUAAUUCGCCAAGUUUAAAACAUGCUGUAAGUUUUUCAAAAAAAUUUGAACUGAGUGGUAUAAAUUACAUUAAUUUAAAUUACAUAAUUUAAUUACAUAAAUUAUAUUUUAUGAAUAGAUCCUUAUAGCCCUUUUUAAUGCUAUGAAAAGUCAAUUUUUCAGGAAAUAAUUUUUGUCAUCUAAAAAAACAGACAAGUAAAAACAAAUUGAACAGAAUCCUAUGAAUUUAUUUGUUAUCUCCUCUUUCAAGCUGUAUUUUCUUUUCUACAAAUUUAUUUUCCAAAGUAUUUGUUGCAAUGGAGAACUAGGUGAACUGGAUUAUCUCCUCCUCACUAAAGAAUCUACACUCGUUAGCUAUUGCUGUAAAUAUUGCUACCAGUGGCGACAACACCCUGUAAGGAAGUUGGUAAGGAGAUGUAAGUUUUUCCUAAUAUCUAAAUCUCUGAAGAAAUUUUUUGGUAUGACUCAGGCCGAGAAGGCAACGCCCAGGGCUCUGGGACAAUAAAAGAAAUGAAUGCUUCUUUCAAGUAUCUUCAAUUUGUUUGAAUCCUAUAGGAUCAGAAACACAUACUGAAGAGAUUAUAAUUCUCGCCUAUUUCUUUCGAUACCACCAUGUCAGCAUUGUUUCGAUGACAUGGAAUCUCAGUGAUUUGCUAACUGUUCAGAAUAAAUCGAAAUUUCAUAUUUGGGGCAAAUUUAUUUCCAUGGAUUUUUCUAUAGCAAGUAUUUACAAUGAUAUAAAAAUUGAACAAAAUUAAAAUUUGUGACUUGGAAUUUUAUUGUUUGCAAUAUUGUCUUUGGUUGUUAUUUUAGCAGACAAGAUAACACCAUCGUUUGUUUUGAAAUGUCUAAAAAAAACAAUGAAUUAAUAGAAUGUUUAGAAAAUAUAGUUUGCCUAAACCCACUGUUAUCCAACAACUGCCUUAAUACUAACCUAAAAAAAGUAAUUCUUGUAAAAACUCGAUCUCUCAAGUGACUUUAUUAAAUCUGUAUUUCCAAUAAAUAUAAUAUAGGCAAUAUUGUGAUUAUAUGAUUAAACGAAUACUCUAUGUUUUUAACGAAUAUGUAUAGGAUAAGAUGGGGGGUCACUUAAGCAUUGAUCUGUUUUUCAAUUUAUUUUAGAGACUUACGGCAUAGGUAAUCUUUUAUUUAGAGAGCCUAUAUAGUGGACUAAAAAUAUAUAUCAAGCACAUCAAUCUAUCAAGGGUUCCAAAUUUUUCAAUCGUUUUGUAAAACCCUUCAUUUAUCGCCAUUACCCUAUGGUGGCGGGUACUGUUGGGGUAUUCAAAAUUAACACAGGUUUGCUUCUAACAUAUACCAAAAACGACGUUUUAUUUAUUAUAUCAUCUUUAUUUUUAUAUUUACAUUUUUACCAAAAAUAACUCAUUAAAAUAAAUGAAAAAAAUGAAAAUUAUUUAUGUUUCUACUUCGGAACUCACACAUUGAGACGCAUAGGAACUGUCUUUUUACUUUGUUUUUAAGUAUAUUAUAUUUAUUUUUCAUAUUUUAACCAAAAUAAACUCUUUUUUUUUAUAAUUAACCAAACACAUUCUCCUUUAUCCGACAUUUAUACCCGUUUAGAAUGAUUACAUAACCCCAAAAUAUGAAAAGUUAUUUUUGGUUAUCACGAAAAAAAAACGCGAAUUACUCCCACGAAUUCUAACAAGUACAUGGAAUACGAUAAUAAAUUUGUAGUAAUGAACUUGGAAAAAUAUUUCCAAUGGUAUAUAAUUUUAUAACAACUGUCAAACUCACUAUGCGUGAUACAAAAAUGGCGCCGCUUGGUGAAUAAGUUUACUCGGCCCCAUACUAGAUGGCAGCAUUAGUAACAAUAGCAGAAUGUUUUUAGAAGUUUAAAAUUUUGAAACUGUUUUGUAAAAAAGCAAUAUCCAACAUUCUUGUUACAAAGUGUAUAUUUAAAUCUUUAUUUAUAUUUAUUUUGUUAGUUUAUUUAAUAAACUAUUUUUGUAUAAAAAAAUGGAAAAUUAUUUAACAAUUGUUAAUUUGUACAAUUUGUAAAAAACGAAUUUUGCUAAUAUGCUUUACACAUAUUUAUGUAUAGUGACUAAAAAUAAAAACAUUUAACAAUUUA